This is a messenger RNA of Cuscuta campestris, 2089 nucleotides long. The record is from the annotation of a GenBank genome assembly. Lineage: Eukaryota; Viridiplantae; Streptophyta; Magnoliopsida; Solanales; Convolvulaceae.
CAACGAGAAAAGGCCUCCUCUUAUUUUAAUCUGUAAGACCCUUGAGAAAAUUGGAUUCUCAGAUUCGUUUAAGUUGGGAUUACUUGAUGAUUCUCAUGUUCUGCUGCAAUUUGAAUCUGAAACUGAUUAUCUCCGUUGUUUAUUGAGAAACCGAUGGAAUUUUUGUUCCUCCGAUAUGCGAGUUUUCCGAUGGUCUGCAGAUUUUGACCCCUCUGUGGAAUCCCCUCUAGUCCCAGUUUGGGUUGGGCUAGAGGGAUUGCCAAUCCAUCUCUUUGAAAAACCCACCCUUUUCUCCAUUGCUAAACUCUUUGGCUCUCGACUGCAAACUGAUGCAGCCACUGUGAAUUUGAGUAGGCCUAAUGUGGCCAGAGUCUGUGUGGAGGUUAACCUUUCAAAGGAACUUCCCAAGGCUAUUUGGAUACACUUAGGAACCAAAAACUCUCGCUGGGUUAGGAAAACCAAGCCAAGAGGCAAGGUUGUGACCCCUGGCCAGCCAGUCUAUUUUCCUAGCAACGCAGCUGUGCCAACCUCUACUACCCCAAUUACCUUUGGUAGCCUUGAAACUGGUCACCAAUACGUCACAACAAAGGACAUAGGGCCCUGCCCUACAAUGAGCAAGAAUGCUCCUCCACCACGUUUGGACAGUACUGCUUUGGCCCCUCCAACUGAUGCCAACUUUGUGACUUUGGAUAGUAUUUCUUUGUCCCUCCCAACAGAUGCUAAUUUGGAUGCCUCCUAUUUGGAAUGUGCUCAACACAAAGAUACCAAAGACAACCCAUUACUGACUGGUCCAUGUGGGCUUGAACUCACGAUAGAGGGACCCUCCUGCCCCGUUGAACAGGAUUUGUCAUCCCGGAUCCUCCCCCAAUCUCAAAAUGAUGGUUACGACCCAAAUCAUACUGACGAAAAUAUGAGAGCACACGAGACUCACCGUGAGUCCUCGGAUGGCACUCCAUCAGACACUACGGUCCCUCCCAUUGGAAAUGAUGAUGCUUUAUCUGAUCCAUCUACCCACACCAAAGUUCAUGCUGGAAAAGAUGACGAGGCCGGUAAGGAUGCUCUCACCGAAGCAGAACCGGUUUCACCCCACACCCUGGAGGACAAUACUAACAUUUCUUGUUUAGGUGAAGGGCAAUCCACCACGAGGCCUCCAUUGUUUGACGGAACAAACUACACCUAUUGGAAGGAGCGGAUGAGGAUUUACAUCCAAUCCACCAACUUUCUCCUUUGGAGAAUUAUCAAAAAUGGUGAGAACGUGCCAAUGAAGAAGGUUGAGGAAACCAACGUUCCUAAGACCGAGGAUGAAUAUGAUGCGCAAGACAUAAAGAAGGUGGAAAACAAUGCCAAGGCCAUCAACAUCAUCUAUUGUGUCGUUAACCCGGAUGACUACCGGAAGAUUUCUUGUUGUACCACUGCAAAGGAAAUGUGGGACAAAUUAGAAAUCACCUACGAAGGUGAACAAAAGAAGAAGGGGAUUGCACUCAAGGCUACCUCAAGCCAAGAACCCGCCAUGGAAGAAUCAAGCGAUGAGGACAACGAGAUCGCGCUCGUCAUCAAAAAAUUCCACAAGUUCAUGCGAAAAGAGUAUGAACGAAAGGGCAAAAAGCAUGGAGGACCACCCAAGUGCUAUGGGUGUGGAGAAGUUGGGCACAUCAAGCCAAAAUGCCCAAACCCCAAAAACGAGAAGGAGAAGAAACCGUUCAAGAAGCACCGAGCUUACAUUUCAUGGGGAGGUGAUUCCGGCGAUGAGUCAUCGGAAGGCAAAGAAAAUGAAAGCGCCAACCUCUGCCUCAUGGCACACGAAGAACCACCGGAAGAGGCUUAUAGAGUCUUCAACAAACGCACCUUAACCGUUGAGGAAUCUCCUCAUGUUGUCUUUGCCGAAAAUGAUGCUCGCUUGGCGAGAAAGGUUUCUUUUGAUGAUCUUAUAGAUUCGUUGGAAAACAUCUACGACGAUGAGAAAGUAGACAACUCAAAGGAAAGCCAAGAUGAAGAAGUAGAGCCACCCGUAAACGAGGAACAACCACAAGAGGAGGAAACGCCAAUGCCAAGGGCAUGGAGGACUUCAAAGAACCAUCCUCUUGACAAG